This is a messenger RNA of Cynara cardunculus var. scolymus (artichoke), 2749 nucleotides long. RefSeq names its product formin-like protein 3. Gene Ontology annotation, molecular function: actin filament binding. The transcript has 6 exons. Gene Ontology annotation, biological process: actin nucleation; actin cytoskeleton organization. The coding region runs from base 89 to 2632 and encodes 847 amino acids. The record is from RefSeq and is a predicted model, not a curated record. NCBI's taxonomy places the organism in Eukaryota, Viridiplantae, Streptophyta, Magnoliopsida, Asterales, Asteraceae.
GAUUUCGUGAGGAUUAAAGGAAUUCUCAAUCUGAAUCAAUUAGAGUUUAUGUAUCAAUGUUGGUGUAACCGUAUGCUAACAACAUUGGAUGAAAUGGGGAAGAGAGUACUGUGGAAUGAAACGAUCGAUUAAGAAACCGAUGGGCGAAUUAGGGUUCCAUUUUGUGGGCAUUUUUCUAGCUAUUCUAUGCUUGUUCCUAACCGGUUUUUCAGAAGGAAAUCGCAGAAUCUCUGAAGAAGCUUCUUCUGGUAAUGGCGGCCGUUGGACUCAUCAAGAAACAGAUGAAAACACUGCAGAGCAAGUCUGGGUAUAUUGUAAAAAAGAGCUUGGAGAAAUCGCCAAAACUAUGAACGGUUUUAACCUAUACUCAGACAAUAACCCAAAACAUGAUGUAGCAUCAUCAAGAAAGACACUUGUACAUAAUCCCGUUACUGAUCUGCCUCCACAACUCAAACGAUCUCUUUUGCUGUCUUUGAAGUCCAAAAGAUCUCAAUCUCGUGUUUCUGGCUCAGAUGGAUGUGAAGAAUGUCUUUCUAAACUCUAUGGUCAUAACAUCCAUCCAAGAAAAACCAUCAAAAGACGUCACUAUCAGCAAAGGAGGAGAUCCCGCCACAGAUCAUUGGGUUCUGCCCAAAAAGAGCCAUCUCCAGCUCCAACCAACUCGCCUGAAACUUCUCAUAAGCGUUUAUCCCAAAAACUCGAGAUCGAACAUAAAUUGCGACCCAAAAAAAAGCCCCCUGAUCAUGUGCUACUGAUAGGGAUUAUUGUCUCGACUUCUGUGGCGACAUUGUCCCUUUUUGUUUUGCUAUUGAUUUGCUGUGUUGGAGGCAAUGAGAGCAGAGUUGCAAUGAGUGCACAAGAAGACGAGAAACCCGUUAUCAACAAAUGCCCGGGUGGCAUUUCUGGUUGUUCACAAACACCCGAGGCUAUUGGAGGCAAUAAAGAUUCGAUAAACUCUUGUAACACAAACAAUUUGUCUGCCAAUGCUGCUUGCCAAACACCAGAAGGUGGAGACUUACCACUUCCACCAGGAAAAACCGCUCCUCCACCCGAGCCACCACCACCUGCCGCCCCAAAAGCACCUCCACCACCACCACCGAUUGGUGCUCGGCCACCUGAUCCACCAAAGCUAGGCAAUUUGAAAAGGCCACCCGGUCCACCUCCCCCUGUUGGUCUACAUAAUCACGGGCGUUCCUCUUCUGGAGAUGAAAAAGAUCGAUCCAGAAGUUCUAAUAGUCUCAAAACCAAGUUAAAGCCAUUUUUCUGGGACAAGAUGAACGCUAGUCCUAAUCAAUCAAUGGUUUGGCAUGGAAUUAAGGAGGGAUCAUUCCAAUUCGAUGAAGAGAUGAUGGAAAGUCUCUUUGGUUAUGCUAACAGUCAAAGCAAGGGCGACCGUGGAAAAUCUACAUCAAACUUAAAUCCUCGAUCAAAGUUUAUUCAGAUUAUUGAUCCCAGAAAAGCACAGAAUUUGGCCAUUCUUCUAAAAGCAUUGAAUGUCACAACAGAGAAAGUCUGUACUGCCCUCAAGGAAGGUAAUGAGCUUCCUGUGGUGCUGAUUUCAACUUUGAUAAAAAUGGCACCGACCCAAGAAGAAGAACUAAAACUUCGAUUGUAUAAUGGCGACUUAGAUCUUCUUGGCCCUGCCGAACGCUUUCUUAAAGUCGUGGUGGAAAUCCCAUUUGUGUUUAAACGUUUCGAAGCUUUGUUGUUUAUGAGUUCUCUUCAAGAGGAAUCUUCUUCGCUUAGAGAUGCAUUUGCGACCUUAGAGGUGGCUUGCACAAAGCUGAAAAACAGCAGGCUUUUCCUCAAACUUCUUGAAGCGGUAUUGAAAACGGGUAAUCGUAUGAACGUUGGUACGCAUCGCGGUGGGGCCCAGGCAAUCAAGCUCGAUAGCCUCUUAAAACUCUCGGAUGUUAAAGGGACAGAUGGCCAAACGACAUUGCUAUCGUUUGUGGUUCAAGAAAUCAUCCGGUCAGAAGGAAUCAAAGCCGCUCGGGCCAGAGCGCCAAGUGGGAGUUCGUCAACCGUUAACACCAACGAUCUUCAAAAAGAGCCGACCGAAAGAUCACCGGAAUAUUACCGAAAACUCGGGCUCGAGGUCGUUUCCCGAUUAAGCGAUGAGCUCGAGGACGUGAAAAAAGCAGCGGUCAUUGACGGUGAUAACAUUACCUCAACGGUUUUGAAGUUAGGAACCAUGUUCAAGAAAACGAAAGAUUUAAUAAACAACGAGUUGAGUUCCGAAGCUACAGAGUUCUGCAAUGCCCUCCACGGGUUUAUGGAGCAUGCGGAAUCUGAGAUCAUUUGGAUGCUCGAAGAGGAGAAGAGGAUAAUGACGCUGGUCAAGAGCACGGGGGAUUAUUUCCAUGGGAACUCCGGGAAGGAUGAAGGGCUACGAUUAUUUACCAUAGUUCGUGACUUCUUGAAGCUGUUGGAUGGAGUAUGUAUCAAUAUCAAGAAAACGGCCGAGACGAACAGCAAAAAGAAAGACGACACCCCGGCUGGAAAAACCAAACCAUCGGUUGAAGAAAAUGAUCCGCGAUCCGCACAAAACAUUCACGAGAAACUGUUUCCGGCGAUCAAGGACCGCCAAAUGGAUUAUUCGAGUUCAGACGAUGAGGAUAUGUCUCCUUAGUUUUCCUCUCGACUUCAAAGAGGUAAUAUAACUGUUUUAGUUUCGGUACGUUCACGAAUAGUUAAUUUUCCAGUAGACAUUUUCGGCUUUUCGUCAUGAACCAACUGUUUUGUCCAA